Molecule: messenger RNA, 3889 nt
Organism: Lates calcarifer (barramundi perch)
Lineage: Eukaryota; Metazoa; Chordata; Actinopteri; Centropomidae
Gene: ajuba
Product: ajuba LIM protein
Biological process (GO): cytoskeleton organization; regulation of DNA-templated transcription; negative regulation of hippo signaling
Cellular component (GO): nucleus; adherens junction; transcription regulator complex
Molecular function (GO): transcription corepressor activity
Source: RefSeq, a predicted model, not a curated record
GCCGAAGAUAACUCGACACAUGUACAAAAAAAGAGGGGGGAGGUAAGUAAUUAUUUAGGGGGAAGAAAGAAAGAAACAAAGUUGUCGACCGUGCAAUGCACACGGGGAGGGAUUUUAUUUAUCUCGAGAGGCUCGUUUAGUCCGGCACCGGUCCGCUGGGAUGUGAGAGUUAACGGCGCGCCGGUUUCCCUCAUUUCCUUCUCUGUCUCCAAAACUUCUCCGCUAACUAUUUUCACCCGAGUCCCGGACCGGAUUUCUCCUUUUGAAAACGGGAAUGAUAAAAGCAGCCGAGCGCAGGCGGAUGGACGGACGGACUGAGGAGUCUAGCGAGCUGCCGUACGUGCGUGUUUUCUGUGGCCUGAGUUAAAGUUAAACCAUGUUGUUUUAAUCUUUUUCUUCCCCCCUCCGCGAGCUCAUUUCGCCCUGAGAUGAAUGGCAGAAGUCGGGUGAGUGGACUAUCUGUGCACCAGCGGAUUUAUUUUGUUGUCUACACUGGACCCCACAUGAAGUGGUGAUAGCCUGCAUCCUGCCUGCUGAACCUCUCCGCUUUGUGUUAAAAAAAAAAAGGAAAUUCAAACGGAGAGACUCUCUCUCACACACACACACACACACACGCGCCGCACUGGAUAUAAAAACCGACUUUUUCUGAGGCGCAUUUCAGACAGUUUGACUAACAGAGAAGAUGCAGAUGUGGAGCCACAUGAGGGUCCACAAAGGAGGCCCUCCACGACCAUAGGUCACGCAGAAGUGUCCUGUUUCCCUGGCUGGAUCGAGUUGAACUCUUAGUAAUUGUCUAAUAAUCCAAUGGAUUCUUGCUCACCACAGCCUACCUGUGCCUGUGGAUUUUCCACAUGAGGGCAAACCAGAUGACUCAGAGGACUUUAGUCAUGUAACCACCCUGAAAUGUCUUAAAGGUCUUUUUUAUUUAUCUGUUCUGUAUUUAUUGUGUGUAUAUAAGGGGUCCUUAUUUUCAGCUUUGAGUUAGUUUCAAGGCCAGUUUUUAAUUUCUACUCAUUAUUAUUAUUAUUAUUAUUAUUAUUAUUAUUAUUAUAGAAUUUGAAAGCUGACAUUUCAAGUGUCGUAGUGAAAGCUGUAGAUUUACUUGAACAUCUUUGUUCUGCUGUAUAUCUACCCACACUGUAUUAGAGCACAUUAAUCUGUAACUUAAAGGAGAAACUGUAAGAGUUGACUUUGCCCAGACAGGUAAAGAAAACACACACAUACACACACAAGAAGGCUUCAUCAUGGACAGGCCGAUAAGCAAGUUGUUGGAGAAGUUAAAGCUAACGGACUCGGGCAGUGUGAAAUUCAACAGUUCAAAGAAAAAACAGGACCCUGCCAACAACUCUAAUAACAGCAACGCCAACACUGGCAUCUCCGGAGGCAGCGGUGGGGGCAGCGGUCUGCCACCAGCUCCCAGCUCUGCAGCUGCCUCGCCCUCAAGGCCCGGCCAGUUCUCGCUUGCCUCUGCAACCACAAGCGAUGCAUGUGUUCCAGUGAAUGGGAGGGGAGGUGGAGGAGGAGGAGGAGGAGGAGGGAUGGGAAUGCCUCCCUCUCAGCUCCUCACCCCACCGCAGACUUCCUCCACGGUGGGUGCCAUACCUUCAGAUGGCGAGCAGCCGCUUCACCCCUCCACCUUGGCACAGCUGAGGCGUCGCUCCCCCCAGCAGCGGGCUUCCUGUUACCUGGGCGAAGGUGUGGAUUCCCACAUGAGGCGUGAGUCUGGCCUGGGCCCUGAGUGCGACCCUCUGGGGGCGUUUGGCUCCAAGACGUCCCUCAAUCAGCGGCGCUACUCGCUGGAGCUCCAGCAGCUGGUCAGACGUCAGCAGCUCCUCUCCCAGCCGCCGCCUCUCUCUGUCCCACCGCCGUACCCCGCCGCCACGGGCUAUGGGUCUGCUCCCAGAGGAGGCGGAGGCGGUCUGGCUGAGCCCGGCUACCUCUCCGAGCCUGAGAGGCACAAGCGUCUCUCGCUUCAGGAAGCUCUGUUCUACAAACGCUUGAGCACAGGAAGUGAACUGUGGGAGAGCACCAGGCCAGCGUCCCUGUCUCAUCCACCACACCGCCCGUCUGAUGUGACCGGAGGAGGCGUAGCAGGGAGCUUCUUCUACCCCCCUGGGCCGACUGUGAGCCCGUGUUCGUCAUUCAGCCUCCAGGAGUCAGUGCUGGUCAGCCCCAGGUCCAGCUUCGCCUCCAGCACGGCCAGCGGCGGAGGAGGGAGCCCCAUGGGGAGCCGCUGCAGCAGCAACCGGACCAGUGGCAUCAGCCUGGGCUACGACUCGCGCUACUCCGCCUCUGGAGGCCUCCCUCCGCAGCAGCAGUCCCCCUCCGUGCAGACAGGGAGCUCCGUGGCAGGGUAUGGUGCUCCAGGCAGGGCCGGGGUGACCCCUGUGGAGGCCUGGACUCAGUACCUGGAGGGAAGUAUGCGCACAGGGGCCCACGAUAGUCGACACUCCUACCCGCCUGCUGUCGGGAGUCCAGGGGCGGCGUGUUACCAGGGCGGCCCAGAGUGGUGGGAUGAGCAGCAGGUGGGAGUGAGAGGCAAAGAGGGAGGCGUGAUGGGAGAGAGGGCCCGCUACUCAGACCUGCCCGGCACCCGGUACCAGGAAGAGCUCACCCGGCUUCUGCUGAGAGAUGCAGAGCUAGAAGGCGAGGGGCUCCUGGAGGGCCUGAUGCUGAAGGAGCAGUCCCUGAUGGCUCUUCCUAAAGCGAGCGCGACCACACUGGGGCCUUCCUCGGCCGUGGGGCCGGGUGUCAAACCUCAGGAGGAUCCAGGAGUCGGAGCUGGAAGGGAGGUUGUGGAGAACCGACAGGAGUACUUUGGAACCUGUGUGAAGUGUGGGAAAGGUGUGUACGGGGCAGAUAACGCCUGCCAGGCUCUGGACAACCUCUAUCACACACGCUGCUUCACCUGUGUGUCCUGCGGACGCACCCUGAGAAACAAGGACUUUUACAAUGUCAGUGGCUCUGUGUACUGUAAAGAGGAUUACAUGUUUUCAGGAUUCCAGGCAGCCGCUGAGAAGUGUAGUGUGUGUGGCCACCUUAUUCUCGAACAGAUCCUGCAGGCUCUUGGGAACUCGUACCAUCCCGGCUGUUUCCGCUGUGUGGUGUGCUCCAAGGCUCUGGAUGGGGUGCCCUUCACCGUGGACCAACACAGCAACAUCUACUGUGUUUCAGACUACAACAAGACUUUUGCCCCCAAGUGUGCUGCCUGUUUACAACCCAUCUUACCCACUGAGGGCAGUGAAGAGAUCCUCAGGGUCGUGUCUAUGAACAAGGAUUAUCACUUUGAGUGCUACCACUGCGAGGAGUGUGGUAAGCAGCUCUCUGAUAAGCCCGGCUCGCAGUGCUUCCCCUUGGACUCUCAUCUCCUCUGCCACUCCUGUCACAUGAGCAGAGUGUGCGCCACUCACAACAUUCCCCCUCACGACACACACUGAUCAGCGCCUAUGCAGCUACGGAUGUUCGAGAAAAAAAAAAAAAAGCUGGUUGUAACAUGCUGUCAUUCUCUCAUGCUUUUUGCUCAUACGUCUGUUUCUUCCAGAUGAAACUGCUGAUAUUAAGACAUUUCCACUGGUUCAUUUAGUCUCUCUGACAUGGAUCAGUCCCUUUUGUCACAUGUACUGCCUGCUGUACUAUUACUGUAUCAUAGUUAUAAGGGAACGGGAAAGAAACUACUGCUUUUUUUUUUUACCCCAACGUGGCUACUGUUUGCUGUAGAAGAACAAGGGAUUUUGCUAAACUGUUUUGUACAUAUAUUAUGGCUAGCAAACAUUUUGCACUUAAAUUUGACUUUACUGUAAAAUUUGUCAAGUGAAUCUGUACAAUUUGGGGGAAAACAUUACUGUAAUUUCUGUAUGUUGUAAUAAAUAUUUUCAUUUUUGUGCUCAGA